Messenger RNA from Rosa chinensis, 3434 nucleotides. RefSeq names its product copper-transporting ATPase PAA1, chloroplastic. The transcript is spliced from 18 exons. Lineage: Eukaryota; Viridiplantae; Streptophyta; Magnoliopsida; Rosales; Rosaceae. Gene Ontology annotation, molecular function: P-type divalent copper transporter activity; ATP hydrolysis activity; copper ion binding. Gene Ontology annotation, cellular component: membrane. The coding region runs from base 97 to 3057 and encodes 986 amino acids. The record is from RefSeq and is a predicted model, not a curated record. Gene Ontology annotation, biological process: copper ion homeostasis; monoatomic cation transport.
GUUUUGGAGAUGUGAAUACAAAGUCCCUUUUUGAUUUUUGGACAGCAUAACAUAUAAAGCAGAUAAGAGCGAUAGAGGCUCGGGCAUCUCUCUCGAAUGGAGUCAACACUGAACGCGAGCACAUCGACCACAUUGGCUCUGCUCACCGUUACGAAAGCCCUGAACCGCCGACUUUGCAAGAUCUUUCCGAGUCAUCAACCCCUCGCGAGUCGAUUGAUAGCUCGCAGGCUCACUUGCAACUACGGCGGCUUUCAUAGGCAGAGGCCUUUCUCUUCAUCGACGCCGAGAAGGAGCCUCUGCGUGGUUGAUCCUCCGACGCGGCGUCGUUUAGAGUGCGUUGCGAGCAACCAUGCGUCAUUUGCUUCCGGCGGUGGAAAUGGUGGCUUCGGCGGCGAGAGUGGUGGCAGCGGCGGCGAUGGUGGAGGUAGUUCGGACGGUGGCGAUUCCAAGUCCAAGGUCGUUGCUUCUGGGGGCGAUGACGUCUCGGCCGUCUCGACUGAUGUCAUACUGCUCGAUGUUGGAGGAAUGACAUGUGGGGGAUGUGCAGCAAGUGUGAAGCGAAUUCUAGAAAGCCAACCACAGGUGUCAUCUGCUAGUGUAAAUCUUACGACUGAGGUGGCAAUUAUCUGGCCUGUGUCUGAAGCCAAGCUCUCACCAAACUGGCAAAAGCAGUUGGGAGAGACACUUGCAAACCAUUUGACUAAUUGUGGUUUCAAUUCUAACAUUCGUGCGUGCCGGGUUAAGUGGCAGGUCAGGGAGCUACACAAGGAGAUAUAUCACCAUAGAACUGCAAAACAUUUCUUGUCAGGAUCAACCAUAAUUCUUUAUGAUUCAGGAAGAAACAGUUUUCUUAAGAUGUUUGAAAGGAAAAUUGAAGAUAAGCGCAAACGCCUGAAAGAAAGUGGUCAUGAGCUUGCUUUCUCUUGGGCUCUAUGUGCUGUCUGCCUAGUUGGUCAUCUUUCUCAUUUCCUUGGAGCUGAGGCUUCAUGGAUCCAUGCUUUUCAUUCAACAGGAUUCCAUCUGUCUCUAUCUUUAUUCACAUUGCUUGGUCCUGGGCGUCGGCUUAUCCUUGAUGGUUUGAAGAGUCUUGUUAAAGGGGCUCCAAACAUGAACACUUUAGUUGGUCUUGGGGCUUUAUCUUCAUUUACAGUCAGUUCAUUAGCUGCCUUUAUACCAAAGCUGGGUUGGAAGACUUUCUUUGAGGAACCAAUAAUGUUGAUAGCAUUCGUGCUGCUGGGGAGGAAUCUUGAACAAAGAGCUAAAAUCAAAGCAAGCAGUGAUAUGACUGAGCUUCUUAAUAUUUUACCAGCAAAAGCUCGUCUUCUGGUCAAUGAUGGUGUUAAAGAGUCGGAAACAAUAGUUGAAGUUCCAUCUAACAGUCUCUGUGUAGGAGAUCAAGUUGUUGUAUUACCUGGAGACCGUGUUCCAGUAGAUGGAAUUGUUAUAGCUGGUAGAAGUACCAUUGAUGAGUCAAGUUUUACUGGAGAGCCAUUGCCUGUGACCAAACUACCUGGGAGUCAAGUUGCAGCUGGAAGUAUAAAUCUCAAUGGAAGUCUUACUAUUGUAGUGCAGAGACCAGGUGGUGAGACUGCUAUGGCAGACAUUGUUCGUCUAGUAGAAGAAGCACAGAGUCGGGAGGCUCCAGUCCAGCGUCUGGCUGACAAGGUAUCUGGGCAUUUUACAUAUGGAGUAAUGGGACUCUCUGCGGCUACAUUUUUGUUCUGGAGUUUGAUUGGUGGACGUAUUUUACCUGCGGUUCUUCAAGGAGGAAAUUCAGUUUCUUUAGCAUUGCAACUCUCUUGCAGUGUUCUGGUUGUUGCUUGUCCAUGUGCCCUUGGGCUGGCUACACCUACAGCUGUGCUGGUAGGAACUUCAUUAGGAGCCACAAGAGGACUGCUUUUGCGUGGUGGAAAUGUUUUAGAGAAGUUUUCGAUGGUGAACACUGUAGUAUUUGAUAAAACAGGGACUCUGACAAUGGGCAAGCCAGUUGUGACAAAAAUUUUGACUCCCAAACAUGCAGAAGUUACUGACGUAGAAGAAAAGUCGAACCAUACUUGGUCAGACCUUGAGGUUCUCAAGUUUGCUGCUGGAGUAGAAUCAAAUACAAUUCAUCCUGUUGGGAAAGCUAUUGUGGAAGCCGCUCGGGCUGUUAAUUGUCAGAUUAUACAGGUUGCAGAUGGAACAUUUAUAGAAGAACCUGGCUCUGGUGCUGUAGCUAUUAUUGAAGAUAAAAGGGUUUCUGUUGGAACUUUGGACUGGGUCCAACGGCAUGGAGUCAAUGAGAAUCCAUUUGAAGAAGUUGAGGCCCAUAAGAGUCAAUCUGUUGUGUAUGUUGCCAUUGAUAGUACUCUUGCUGGUCUUAUUUAUUUUGAGGAUCAGAUAAGAGAUGAUGCUGAACAAGUUGUUAAAUCCUUAUCUAGCCAAGGGAUUUCUGUAUACAUGCUAUCUGGGGACAAAACAGAAAACGCAGAGUACGUUGCAUCUGUAGUUGGUAUUCCAAAAGAGAAGGUAAUAUCUGGUGUUAAACCAAGGGAAAAGAAGAAGUUCAUAACUGAACUUCAAAAUGAUCAAAAUAUUGUUGCCAUGGUUGGUGAUGGAAUCAAUGAUGCUGCAGCCUUAGCUUCAUCCCAUGUUGGGAUUGCCAUGGGUGGUGGUGUUGGAGCUGCUAGUGAGGCCUCCUCUAUUGUUCUAUUGGGCAAUAGACUUUCACAGUUGGUUGAUGCUUUGGAGUUGAGCAGGCUAACUAUGGAGACUGUGAAGCAAAAUCUUUGGUGGGCUUUUGCAUACAACAUUGUUGGGCUUCCAAUUGCUGCUGGAGUAUUACUGCCUGUAACUGGGACCAUGCUGACUCCGUCAAUUGCUGGAGCUCUCAUGGGCUUGAGUUCUGUAGGGGUUAUGGCAAAUUCGUUGUUCCUAAGAUACAAGUUUUCAUUAAAGCAGGAACGAAGAUAUAAAAGAUCAGCAGGCACUAAAACUAACAGAGUUUCAAAUAUUAUCAUGGACAAGCGUGUGGGGGAAAAGCAUCCCAAUUCUGAUGAAAGAUGGAAAGGAGCAUGAUUUUACCAAUAGAAAGGAAAUGUCUCUUGAACUAACUAUAGAUGGAGAGGAGCUGAUAAGUUACAUACAGAAACCAACAUAUCACUGCAGAAUAGGAUGGAGGUAAUAUUCCUGCGCAGAAUCUUCCACAGUGAGUGGCAAGUUAUCUAGCUUAUGUUUUAGGUAAGCGUUGGUGUACUUGGUAAUAAUUAUUCGAGAUUCUCCAUUUGUGUCAUAGUUGGAUUAUAAUCAUUUAUCUGGCACAAAAGGGCAAUGGGUGUGAUUCAUUUAUUCUUGGUAGUGUUGAACUUGAACUUGUUCUUGAUUGGCUGGGCCUGGGAUUUGAUUUUUGUCUCCGAUUCUUGCCAAAUGAAGACUGCUAGUUUCUGGAUUGAGUA